Molecule: messenger RNA, 762 nt
Organism: Telopea speciosissima
Lineage: Eukaryota; Viridiplantae; Streptophyta; Magnoliopsida; Proteales; Proteaceae
Product: NDR1/HIN1-like protein 13
Exons: 1
Coding region: 1-687 (228 amino acids)
Cellular component (GO): plasma membrane
Source: RefSeq, a predicted model, not a curated record
AUGCAUUCUGAUCACAAUGAGUUCUUCCCUCCGUCCCCAUCUGGGCAGCCUCUGCCUGCACAGCAAUCAGUAAACCGACAUGAAAGAGGAUCAGAUCUUAAGUUGCCCCAAACUCGCAGGACCAACCCCUUCACCUGGUUCACGGGAGUCUGUUGUGCCAUAUUCUGGGUUAUAAUCAUACUCGCAGGCUUAGUCGUUCUGGUUAUCUACCUCUCAUUCAAGCCUCGAAUCCCCCGUUUUGAUGUCUCAAGCGUCACCCUCAAUGCAGCUUCCAUCGACACCUACUCUCUGCUAAACGCUGAUCUCACCCUCCUCACCAAUUUCACCAAUCCAAACAAGAAGGUAAGCGUGGACUUCAAUUACAUGGUCCUUCAGCUCUAUUACGAGAACACCCUAAUCGCCACUCGAGCCAUCGAUCCUUUCUCCGCGGCAAGGACAGAGACAAGGUUCCACGCCGUGGAGAUGAUCUCUAGCCAAGUUGCUCUGCCCAUGCAAGUCACGCAGAAGCUGAGGAAUCAGCUUGGAGGGAAUGGAGUCAUCUUCCACCUCAAGGGCUCAUUUCGAACUCGAUCUAAUUUCGGGAGUCUCUUUCAUUAUUCGUAUUGGCUAUAUAUUGAUUGCGACUUCGUUAUGACAAGGCCUCCAAUUGGGGUUUUGGUAGCACACAAAUGCAUAACCAAGCUUUAAUAUCAAACCCAGACAACAUUUUUAUUUAAUUUGUUUCCAACAGAUUCAUAAUUUUUUUUUUAUCAUUCCAUAACA